UUCCGCCUCCUCUAUUCUCUUCUCUUCUCUUCUAACCUCAAAUCUGAUUUCUUUUCUUCACUUUGUCUUCUCCCCUGGACUUCGAAAACCAGCUUCUUGCUCGCUCGCCAUCGCCGAAAGCUACCUGUUAUCUCAAGAGAAGUUCGAGGAUCGUGUUAGGAGAGGAAUAUGGAGGAGGUUUCUAGUGAGGAAGUUUUGGAAGAAUCAAGAUCAUAUGAGCAAGUAGAGAAUGGAGUUACAUCUACUUCCCCCACUUUCUGGGAUAUGGAUGAUGAUAAUGAUGGAGGACCAAAAACUUCCGAGUUGUAUGGAAAUUAUACGUGGAAGAUAGACGAUUUUUCCACUAUUAACAAGAGAGAGCUUCGUAGUAAUGCAUUUGAGGUUGGCGGCUAUAAAUGGUACAUCUUAAUUUACCCUCAAGGUUGUGAUGUCAACAACCAUCUUUCGUUGUUCCUCUGCGUGGCCAAUCAUGACAAACUUCUUCCUGGCUGGAGUCAUUUUGCACAGUUCACAAUAGCUGUGGUGAAUAAAGAUCCAAAGCGAACUAAGUACUCUGAUACAUUACAUCGAUUUUGGAAGAAGGAGCAUGAUUGGGGCUGGAAAAAGUUUAUGGAGCUGUCUAAAGUCUUGGAUGGGUUCACUGAUGGAAAUUCUCUAACCAUUAAAGCUCAAGUACAAGUAAUUAGGGAGAGAGCAGACCGACCUUUCCGCUGCCUUGGUUGUCAGUAUAGGAGAGAACUAAUUCGAGUAUAUUUGACAAAUGUAGAGGCAAUAUGUCGCCGCUUUGUGGAAGAGAGAAGAAGUAAGCUUGGAAACUUGAUCGAAGAUAAAGCAAGGUGGUCAAGCUUCUGUACUUUCUGGAGUGGGAUUGACCAGAAUACUAAGCACCUCAUCUCAAGGGAGAAAUCUGAUGCUGUUCUGAGGGCGGUUGUUAAAAAUUUCUUUAUAGAAAAGGAAGUUAGCUCGACCUUGGUAAUGGAUUCCCUGUACAGUGGACUGAAAUGUCUUGAGUGGAUGAGCAAGAACAAGAGAUCUAGGGAAAAGUCAACAAGUACGGGAGAGUUGGUGGUUCCUAUGGUUCUCCUUGAGAAGGAUAUGUUUAUUCUAGUGGAUGAUGUGUUGCUGCUAGUUAAGAGGGCUGCUAUAGAGCCCUUGCCUCCAAAGGAUGACAAGGGUCCUCAGAACCGUACAAAGGAUGGAUGUUCAGAAGAGGACUUGAUAAAAGAUUCCAUUGAGCAUGAUGAGAGUCGGCUUACAGAAUUGGGUCGUAGAACUAUUGAAAUAUUUGCACUAGCCCAUAUAUUCAGUAAAAUUGAAAUUGCAUACCAGGAAGCCGUUUCUUUGAAGAGACAAGAAGAACUUAUUCGUGAAGAGGAGGCUGAGGCAGCCUCCCUGGCUGAGUCUGAGCACAAAGCAAAACGUGGCAUUGAUAGGAAGAAGAAAUCAAAGAAGAAGCAGGGAAAACAAAAACGAAAUGGUCGGAAAGCAAAGGGUGGUAAAGGGAGGGACGAAAAGGCCAAUCUAGUGGUUGAAGAUAAGCUACUUGAAAUAAGUGAUCCACAUGGCAUAAAAGACCUGACAUUGGAGGCUGAAUGUGGCUAUGAAAAUCCCAUUACAGUGGAUGACAUUUCCGAUUUGUCUGAUUCAUUAGAUUGUGUUACUGAAGUUCUUCAAGCCGAUUCAGAUGGCAGAGGCUCUAGUCCUGUCUGCUGGGACACAGAGUCUAUCAACAGUGAAGUAACAAUUCUUGAUUCCAGUCAAAAUGGAAAAGGAGAAAGAAGGAUUCCAUCAUCCAUGGAUGACAGUUCAUCGACUUGUUCUACCGACUCGGUUCCUUCAGUGGUGAGAAAUGGAUUCUCACAAACAAAUCAAGGAACUCAAAAAUCGCCUGUCAGGAGGAACCAUCUGGAUGAGACCAAAGAUGCUGAACCAGAUUGUGUUCCACAAUCUUUUCCAGAGCAAACAAAUUCGCCCGAUCAGCCUGUUGUCAAGAAGGAAGAGGUAACGUCUUCUGUUGAUUCGGGAAUACCCUCCAAAGAAACGACAACAGGACAUUCCCCUCCAAGCAGUCCACCACAAAAUCUCGUAGCGAACAAUGUUUCAGUGGGAAAGCGACCUAUGUCUGCUGGUCCAACUCGAUGCACAUCCAAACCGGAUUUAGGAGAAGUUAAAGAACAGAAGCCUAUAGAAAAGCCCUCAGUAGUUCAGCAUGUUCCUGUUAUCCCUUCAUUCGAGACCCCACUGCCCCUGCUAGAACGUUCAGUUAGUGCAGCUGGUAGGUUAGGAUCUGCCCCAAGCUAUAUUCCCCAAUCAUAUCCGAAUGCCAUAAUGGGUGUUUCUGCCGGUUUUCCUCAAUAUUAUCCACCUCCCGAUUUAAGAAAUCCAUCGUUUGGAAUGAGGGGACCACCCCAUAGUCACAAUAGUUUGUCAUCUCAUUCUUAUAUCAUUAGCGGUUCCGAGACAGGGCAACAAACCACCCAGAAUGCUGCUGCCAUGUUGGAAUUCCCGCACUUGGACAUCAUUAAUGACCUGCUUGAUGACGAGAAUGGAAAUGGAAGUGUUUCUGGUUUCGUUAACAACGGACCAUAUCACAAUCUGAACCGUCAAUUUUCUUAUCCAGCAUAUACAAGAACGUGGGGUGGUGAUAUGGACACCUCAUCAACGCCGAGUUACCAUGACUAUGUUUCAUCUCCACCACUUACAAAUCAGAGACACGGGUUUGUGGGAAACCAAUGGCGUCAGAUUGGUGAGCCUCACCUAACCAUGAUGAUGGGGAUGAGGAAUAAUGAACCGGAUGUGUUAUCUUAUGGUGGUAUUCCGGAUUAUAAUCUUCCCUACUCGCGUUUUCUUUCCGGGAAUGGUUUAUACCGCCCUUCGAAUGGAUACUGACUUAAUCGUUGAGAAAUCCUAUGCCCUGUAAAUUGGCUAGGUGAUUUUAUCUUUGUAGUAGUAGUAUGUAACAAGCUUUAAUUGGUCUUUUCUAGAUUUGAAGUGAAGUGAUAAUCUUUUUUUUUUUUUGGCUUAUCAACUUGUGAUAUUAUAGUGUAAAAGAAAUUAAAUAAUGUUUCCCUUUGCUA
This is a messenger RNA of Impatiens glandulifera, 3077 nucleotides long. Its product is annotated as TNF receptor-associated factor homolog 1a-like. The transcript has 13 exons. Lineage: Eukaryota; Viridiplantae; Streptophyta; Magnoliopsida; Ericales; Balsaminaceae. Gene Ontology annotation, molecular function: protein binding. The record is from RefSeq and is a predicted model, not a curated record. The coding region runs from base 169 to 2889 and encodes 906 amino acids.